AUGGACUCCGCGAGAAGCUGGGUGCUUGCCGCGGCUUGUGCUUGGAUCAACAUAUUUUCCUUCGCUAUGUUUCGAGCGGCACCGGUGAUCUACGUCGGCAUCAUGGGGACCUACCACGUGACCCGCCAGCAGGCUGCGUGGCCACUGUUCAUCACCCUCGUGAUCUACACUACCGCCGCUCUCGGGGCCGGACUUUUGACGAGAUGCGUGGCAGUAUGGAAGCUGACCUUGACGGGGUGCCUUCUAAGCUCUCUGUCCGUCUCUGUCUGCUUCUUCGCAAACGGGAUUCCAUACCUGUCAUUCUUCCUGGGCGUUGUACACGGUUGCGGCAUUGCCCUUUUGACACUCUGCAACACAGUCAUCAGUCAGAACUUCCUCCGCUACCGGACAGUCGCAUCGGGGAUUAGCAGUGCAGGCAUCACCCUGGGUAGCUUUCUCUACCCAGUGCUUGUGCAGUUCCUUUUCGACGAGUAUGGUACGAGGGGAGGCUUGCUCCUGUGCGGCGGCGUCAUGCUCAACGCUACUGCUGGCGCACUUCUUCACCGACGGCCACCCACUGCACAACGAGAGCCAGUUGCCUUAUUUGGUAAUGCUGCACCACGUCUGAACUGCCCGAUGAUUGACAAUAGAAGUAGACUGAUUCCGCAGUACAUUUCAGAUAAAGGGAGCCCCAACACAUUCCAAGACGAAGAACGGUUUGCAUGUGAGAUGGAUGAUUGUUGGGAAAAAAAAUACCUCACCGUUUGCACAGACGUCGCAGACGCUGAAGCUGCUAGCGAUCUUCUCAAGAAGAGUGAUGCAAAGGCUCUGCAACAGGCGGGUGAACCCGAUUAUAGGUGUAGGACGGUGGAAGGUUCGUUGCAAAAACAACACGACGGAGUAUCUGAGCCCAUCCCGGUUACAAUGAAUGCUGCCCUGGUGUCCUUCCUGAGGCUUCCCAAAUUUUACCUGAUCACUGUUUCGCAUACCCAAAUUAUGGCAAACAUGUCCACUUACAUAACUGUCAUUGUAGACUUCGCAAUGGACAGAAAAGUUUCCAAGUGGGACUCCGUAUUUCUGUUGUUAAUUUAUGCAACGGCAGAUUUGUUGGCGAGAAUAGGGUCUGGCUGGAUCACGGACAAAAGAAUGCUGAAGAAGAGCGUAAUGAUGGCCUUGAACUUUCUGCUCUGGGGCACAUCACUGUUCCUGAUGCCUCUCUGCUAUUCCUUUUAUCUUCAUGCUCUGUUGGCCUUUUUGGCGGGCUGGUGCAAUGGCGCCACCAUCAUCAUGAUACCUGUGCUUCUCAUGGAACAUGUGGGCCUCGAAAAGUUCAGUGUGUGCUUUGGUGCCUCGUUCCUUCUGUGCGGGCUCCCACUUCUGAUGAUACCGGGGCUGAUUGGUUACUUUAGAGACAGCCUUGGAAACUACCAGAGACUAUUUUUCCUGCUUGGUGGCCUAACCUUGCUCAACGGCUUAUUAUGGUUGCGAUCUUUUUCCCAAGAGAAGGCAAAGACGGUUUCGGAAGGCGAAUCUAAGAACGGAUCGAUCAUUAGGUCAUCACACUCCUUGCAGAACUCAGAAGGUUGA
Molecule: messenger RNA, 1566 nt
Organism: Ixodes scapularis (black-legged tick)
Lineage: Eukaryota; Metazoa; Arthropoda; Arachnida; Ixodida; Ixodidae
Product: monocarboxylate transporter 13-like
Exons: 4
Coding region: 1-1566 (521 amino acids)
Biological process (GO): transmembrane transport
Molecular function (GO): monocarboxylic acid transmembrane transporter activity
Source: RefSeq, a predicted model, not a curated record